AUGUCCGUUCCAUUAAUUGUGAGGGAUUGGCAAAAGGAUUGCGUUUACUUGAUCCAAUUUCCUCGAGCAGGAUGUAUUCCGAGUAUAUCGCCGUACUGUCUGAAAAUGGAGACUUGGCUGAGGAUGGCCGAGAUCCCAUAUCAAGUAAGUUCUCCUACAUAAAAAGAGGAAUUUUGGGAGAAAAUUGUGGUUUUAAAUAGAAACUUGAGUCAUUUUAAUCCAAAAUUCUCAUCUUCAGAACAUCGACAAUCAAUUCAAAUUCAAAUCAGAGCGCGGCCAAUUGCCUUUUGUCGAAUUAAAUGGUCGCCAAUUGUGUGAUACCAGUUACAUAAUCGCCGAAUUAUCCCGUUUGUUCCAUGUUCCAAUGGAUGAGAACCUCACGGACAAAGAAUCCGCCGACUUUAUUGCUUAUCAAGCUCUGAUCGAGGAUUCAUUAUCAUGGUGAGGGUCUACUCUACUUUAUUUUACCAUACUUUAGGUCAGCCGCUUAUUAUCGAUCACUGAAUCUGUCAUUUUUAUCGACCGAUGAUGGACUUUUGGGGCAUUUUCAUGGAUGGAGAAGGCUGUUAUUUAGAACGUGGAUGGUGUCAAGACUCAAAAGAAAUGUAAAUGCAGACUGCUAAAGUGAAAUCAUUUACAUAUUAUAGUAUAAAAAUAGAUGUCGCGCUCAAGGAAUUGGGCGACAACUGCCAGCGGAUGUAAUGAAAGCGACCACAGAUAAACUAAAGGCCUUGGCUUCGUUCCUGGGGGAUAAAAAGUACAUGAUGGGCGAUAAAUUAACGUCGGUAGGUUAAUUUUCUGCUUAUUUCAAUCACCACGGUGUCAUAGAUGAUCACCUCUAGAUGACCUUUAAGAAUAUGAUUCUAGUUAGACGCCACUGCUUUUGGGCACUUGUGCAUGUUUUAUUACUGUCCCUUAAACAAAGAUCUCAAGAAUUAUAUGGAGACUGACUGUCGGAAUAUAAUCGACUAUCUUCGCAAUAUAAAAGAAGAGUUUUGGUCCGACUGGAAUGAAUGCACUGCCAAACUGUCCUUGGCCACAAAACCCAGACAAAUGAUGCCGGUCAAUGGAGCUUAUCCAUCCACGGAGUAGGGCAUCCGCUUCUAAAUAAAAUCUUGUUUUUUAGAAGGCUAAAAGUUCCAUCUGAAUUUGGAGACCGGGAAAUGACGGAAAUGUCGAGGACAAAUGAAUCUUUUGAGGAAUUGGAGAAUGAGAUUAAAUGA
Messenger RNA from Bursaphelenchus xylophilus (pine wood nematode), 1223 nucleotides. The record is from the annotation of a GenBank genome assembly. NCBI's taxonomy places the organism in Eukaryota, Metazoa, Nematoda, Chromadorea, Rhabditida, Aphelenchoididae.